This is a messenger RNA of Spirometra erinaceieuropaei, 795 nucleotides long. The record is from the annotation of a GenBank genome assembly. NCBI's taxonomy places the organism in Eukaryota, Metazoa, Platyhelminthes, Cestoda, Diphyllobothriidea, Diphyllobothriidae.
GUGAUUCGGACGGCGAUGGCAUUCCAGACUAUCUGGAAGACGCUGACGGUGAUGGGAUUCCCGACUUUUUGGAUGAUGAUGAUGAUAAUAACGGGAUUCCGGAUGACUUAGAGGGGGAUUCAGAUGGUGAUGGCACUCCUGAUUACCAAGAAGAUUCCGACGGUGACGGUGUCCCUGAUUAUCUUGACGAAGACUCGCCGUCCUACAGGUCCCCCAAGUCUAAAUCUCCUCAAAUGAGAGGUAUGUACAACGACCUUAGUUAACAUUCCAUGCAAAUGCUUUCUUCUUGUAAAUAGUAUAAAAGUAGUCUUUAUAUUCGAAGGACUGUCUUAGCCUUGUGAGUACGCAGAAAUUUAAAGGCUACCCUCCGGGUAAUGCUUGAAUUACGUUUACAAAGUAAUGCGAGCGCAGGAUGUGCUGCUUCAAGCGAAUGUUUAUGUGUUCUUUAAUCAGUCUCAGUCACUUCCCUCGCUUUCCCAAGAACAUGAGAACUGACUUUUUUCUUUACAGAUAAGAUCUCCACUUCAGCAACAGAUUUCCAUUAACCUCAAGAAAGUUGUUUACGACUAGCGUUCCGAGCGUAUUUUCUAAUGAAAUCAUACUGCUCCUAUAUUUUUCACCUGCGUCACUUUAGUUUUCGACGCCAAUUCCAACGGAAGACCUGACGCACUGGAGUUGAAGGACACUGACGGUGACGGAAUCAUUGACUUGUACGACACUGAUGAUGACAAUGAUGGCAUUCCAGACGAACAAGGUAGCAUUAGCUUUCACCAUCAGCAGGAUGUACGCUUGUGA